ACGAUCACCUUCUGUCUAGCUUUCUUGCACUCACAAGUGCAUCGUUAUAAUGUAAACUGGCUUUUUCUGUUUUUCCCACCUUCUCUCUUUAAAUCCCAUAUGCGUUUGACGUCUUUCCUUCCCCCGCAGCGGCAACUCCGCUCUGUCUGCAGUGUCUACAAUUCAUUGCUUGGAUGGUUUGGAACGUUUGCAAGAUAACAAAGAGAAGCAUGACAAAUGACAAGUGGGAUCAGUUUGACAACGAGUGCGCAUGUAUCAGUUAAGUACACAUAAGAAUCAACGAUUGUUCUCUGCGAUUACGGUUGCAAUAACACUCAUUAAAAAUCCUGUUUAUUAUUUGACACUUGAGUAAACAUUCUUUCAUUCAUUGCAACAAAAUUUGCGAGAAAAUUCUCAUCGCGCAAAUCGCGAUGAAAGAUCAUAGAUACUAAAUUUCGUAUCUACGAAAAGUCACUCUUUGUGUCUAUCUCUAUGCAAACACUGAAUAGAGAGACAAAAAAAGAAUUAACAUUCCUCCAAAAUGUGGAAACCCUUCGAAGCUGGCAGUUCACCUGUCGAUUGGUGUGAGGGAAAUUAUAGUAUUUCACCAAGCAUUGCGGAAUUCACGAACACGAUGAGCAAUGUGAUAUUUCUGUUGCUUCCACCGGUGCUUAUGCAUCUGUUUCGAGACUAUGGAAGAUUUGUAAAUCCAGGAAUCCAUGUGAUUUGGUUUUUACUUAUGAUCGUUGGUCUGAGCAGCGCUUAUUUUCAUGCAACUCUUUCUCUGAUCGGUCAGUUGCUCGAUGAAUUAGCAAUACUUUGGGUCUACACCGCUGGAUUUUGUAUGUUCUUUCCAAGAAGAUACUUUCCAGCAGUUUUUCGAAACAACAGAAAAAGAUUUUCUCUCUUUGUUCUAUUACCGACUCUUGUUGCAACUGGUUUGGCUGUUGUGCAUCCAGCUAUCAAUGCUUUUGCUCUGAUGAUUCUGGGCAUUCCAGCGGUUGGGUUCAUGGGCCUCGAACUAAGAAGAACAAAAUCGCAGAGAGUCUUUCGUUUGGGAUUGCGUUGCGGUGCUGUAUGGGUCUUGGCAGUGGCUUGUUGGUUGAACGAUCGUAUGUUUUGCGAUACUUGGUUGAAUCUCAAUUUUCCGUACUUACACGCACUUUGGCAUUUGUUUAUAUUUAUUGCGAGCUACACAGCGGCAGUGUUGUUCGCUUAUUUUUCGGUGAACGAUGAGAGGCCUCAUCAAUCACCGAUAUUAAAGUAUUGGCCAAGGAACGAUUUUGAGUUGGGCAUACCAUACGUUACGAUAAAAUGUUACGUUAAAUUCGAUCCUAACAGUAAUAUUUAGUGAAAUACUUUAGUACUGACGCUGUCAUUGAAAUGAUAUUUGCAAAAAAAAGAAUUGAAAAAUUUGCAAAAACUCACAAUAUCUAACGUUGUGGAUAUUGAUCUCAGUUAUUUUGAAGCGAAUAAUUGAGAAAAAACACGAACGACAAAGCACUUCGUGCAUUCUUGAACAGUAUAAAUAAAAUUUCUACCAUUUUGCAUACGUAGUACAGACAUUUUCCUAGUAAUUCGUAUUCAAAAUGUAGGAAUAUAUUUUCACUAGUGUGCUGAUAUUAAAAAACUAUUUAUUCAAAGAAAUGGUUGCCAAAAUCUGUGAUACUCAAGUCCAUGUAAAUGAUAUCGAGCCGCUACCGCGUCUCUUGAUUUGUCAGCAUAAUUAACGAGUUGAAAAUUCUUAUGGGCGAUAUUUAAAUCGACACAAACGUGUAGAAUUAAAACGUGAAGUAGAUUUCGAAAUUUUGAUACUUUCAAUAUGAACCGAAACAAUUGAAAAUCAUUUCGAAUAAAAUUUUGAGAAUUGCCUCUGGCGAGUCUUGAAAAAAUACAUUAUUUUUUCCACAUGAAUUGCAAACAAUUUUCAAAAUUUUACACAAUUUUUUAAACUACCCGAAAAACCGGUUUUUCGACAAUAGAAAUCUUUUUUCUAUAGAAAUUUGUUUCAUCCACUGAAUCAUGUCAGUGAAAAUUGACAUUCAAAACUUCUUUAGCCAUAUAAAAGAUCAUAAAAAAUAACUUUUCUAAAAUGUUAGCUCUGAUAAGAAUUAGACAUUGCAUGGAACCAAGGAGAGUUAGCACUAAGAGUAUUAAAAAAUCAUAUCUAAAAAAAAUACAGUAAAAAUAAGAAUAUUUUAUAACUAUUUCCAUCAACGAUCGAUAUA
Messenger RNA from Venturia canescens, 2207 nucleotides. It is a transcript of the gene bwa, whose product is annotated as alkaline ceramidase. Lineage: Eukaryota; Metazoa; Arthropoda; Insecta; Hymenoptera; Ichneumonidae. Gene Ontology annotation, molecular function: hydrolase activity, acting on carbon-nitrogen (but not peptide) bonds, in linear amides. Bases 521 to 1330 code for a protein of 269 amino acids. Gene Ontology annotation, cellular component: membrane. The transcript is spliced from 4 exons. Gene Ontology annotation, biological process: ceramide catabolic process. The record is from RefSeq and is a predicted model, not a curated record.